Brassica oleracea var. oleracea is the source of this 1757-nucleotide messenger RNA. RefSeq lists its product as uncharacterized. NCBI's taxonomy places the organism in Eukaryota, Viridiplantae, Streptophyta, Magnoliopsida, Brassicales, Brassicaceae. Bases 163 to 1551 code for a protein of 462 amino acids. The record is from RefSeq and is a predicted model, not a curated record. The transcript is spliced from 4 exons.
GCCAAUCCCUCGAUUCUUGGAUUAUUACAGUUUCUUAAUUUAAUUUUUCCGGUUCCCGAUUUCAGAUUAAUCGGAAUGAUUUACAACCGUCGAUCUGAGAGGAGAGAUCAUCAUGCAGCAGGCGAUUUUAAAUGAGAUCGAAGCCGCCAUCGACGAGCUCCGAUGUUUCCCCUUGCGGUGAAUUUCUUCUACAAACUUAUUCACUCUCUGAUGUCGAGUGAUCAACCACCCGAAACGCCGUUGCUCGAUUCAAAUCACGAUCAAGAGCAACAACAACCUCUCUCCGGCGUCGUCGAGGACGAAGACGACGACCUCGGUCAAACCCUCCAAUGGCUCGAGACCUUUCUGACUCUCCUUGGCUUCAACCAAUCCUCCACGCGAAGCCUCGUCUUGUCUUGGAUCGUGUUUUUAACGGUAGGGCUGGUGAUUCCGGUGACAGUGUUGGAGCUUGGGCAUUGCAAAGACUGCGAGAGGUAUCAGUACAAGAGCUUCGAGCUCAACAUCGUCGUCUCGCAAGCGUGUUUAGCUGGCGUCUCUCUUCUUUGCGUUUCUCAUAACUUGAGAAAGCAUGGGAUUCGAAAGUUUCUCUUCGUUGAUCAGCUCAGUGGUCGCAUGGGACGGCUCAAGGCUCAGUAUAUUCAGCAAAUCUCGAACUCUGUGAGACUGCUUGCACUUUGGUCACUCCCCUGUUUCGGACUAAAAGCUGUUCGAGAGAUUAUUCGGAUGCUAUAUGUACCUCAUGACCAGCCAUGGCUCUCUGUUUUGAUUCUCUUGUCUAUGAUCAUGUCAUGGACUUACUUAAGCACUAUCUUUCUAGCUGCAAGUGCCAUGUUUCAUCUGGUCUGCAACUUGCAAGUCAUUCACUUCGAAGACUACGCAAAGCUCUUGGACGGCGAGUCUGAGAUCUCUCUUUUCAUCUACGAGCACAUCCGUUUGCGCCAUUACCUCUCUAAGAUAAGCCACAGGUUCCGCAUCUUUCUGCUUCUACAGUUUCUGGUCGUCACGGUUAGUCAGUUUACCACGCUUUUCCAGACCACUGCGUAUAGCGGACGUAUCACGUAUAUAAACGGUGGUGAUUUCGCGGUCUCGGCGGUGGUCCAAGUUGUUGGGAUAAUUUUGUGUCUGCACGCAGCAACGAAGAUAUCUCACAGAGCUCAAGCGAUAGCAUCAGUUGCAAGUAAAUGGCAUGCGAUAAUGUCUUGCUCAUCUACAGAUGCAACUCAGAUAAGGACUUCUCCUAGUGGAGUUCACUUGGAGGCCACCACGAAUCCCCCCAUCUCCUUUCAGAUUUCACAUUCUGAGAGCGAUGUGGAGUCAAUGGAUCACUACAUGAGGAUGCCUGCUAAUAAUAACAACCACUUUCCUUCUUACAUGUCCAUGUCCGCAUACCACAAGAGACAAGCUUUUGUGCUGUAUUUGCAGAUGAAUCCAGGAGGGAUAACGAUAUUCGGGUGGACAGUAGACAGGCAUUUGAUAAACACAAUAUUCUUCAUUGAGCUCUCUCUCGUUACCUUUGUACUUGGGAAGACUAUAGUUUUCAGUCCUGAAUGACAUAGGUGUAUCAUAAAACAGGUUUACCCUUUUUAGCCAUAUAGUAAAUUUUUCAAUUGAUAUGAGAAGAAAACUGGACACAACAGGCUUCUCUUUAAUUUGUUUACGUCUAGUGUAUAAUAAGCUUUUUUUUUAUGAGGUUUUUAGCACUACUACAUACUCGUAGGAACCUUGUUACACGGUCUUAUAAACUGUUGUUUUUAGCA